CUGCACGCCCUGCCAACACACACCAACACACUCUGCCGGCGUAUAAACAGUGCUGAGAUCCAGACCUAAGAGACGAGCAGGGGAGCACUUCGCAGUGAAAGCCAGGCUCUGAAAGCGAGACGACACAGUCAUGCUGCUGGCGCUGAGAGCUCUGCUGGUCCUGGGUUUGGCCUCUCUGCUCUGUGCCGCCAGGAAAGACCAGAUGGUCUCAUCGAGGCUGGGAUGGGGAUCUGGGCUGAAAGUCAACCGUGUGAAACUGGUCCUGGAUCCCUCAGUGCUGCCCCUGUCCACCCAAAGGAGUAGCUCAGAUAUCGCCAACAUGUCUCUGACACCGUGGAAGUACAGAGAGGAGGACGUGCCAUCUCGUUUUCCUAAAGUAAUGGCACACGCUGAGUGCCUCACCACUGGCUGCCUGAGCCUGCAGGGGGGAGGCGAGGAUCAAGCCCUCGAGGCGAAACCCAUCUACUAUCAGGUCCUGGUUCUCAAAAGAGUUCUAAGAAAAAGCCACUCCAAAAAGUCCCAUGAAGGGAAGAAGGCAAGGAAAAGGUACGACUUCAUGCUGGGGACAGAAACGGUCGCCGUGGGCUGCACCUGUGUGAGGCCCAGCAUCAUACCCCAGCAGUAACAGACUGAAAUUCUUUCAUGGUGCUGUGAACGCAGUUUUUAUUCAUUUCAGAUAUGCAAUAUUUUAAGUUAUCAAAUGACUGUAUAAUUUGAAUGAGUCUUUUUGGAGUACUGUGACUUUUUAGUGCUAGCGUGUUCCUCGCUAGUCGCGUUAGCUCAGCUAGUUAACAGCGAACCCUGCAUGUAAUUUCUGUUCACCUUUUCGCUCAUGGAUGAAUUCUAGCUGUGCUGCUUUCCUGUGUGACCUAGCUUUUAACAUGUUAGUCGUACGAUCCUGCUCUGCUGGCAGUUGCAAAGGCCUGUGCUUUUCUGUGCUCCCUAGUGGCAAAAAAUGGCUUAAAGCAGCUUACAGUGUCUGGCAAACACUGUUACACUGUAAAAUACACAUUUUUAAACACACAUACUUGAUAUUUUUGAAGGCAGUCUGAGUUUUAAACUAGGACGUUAUUAGAUAUAUACUGCCUGGCCAAAAAAAAAAAAAAAGUUGCCGCCAACAAAAAAAAGGUCACACACUCUAAUAUUUGGUUGGUUUAGCUUUGAUUACAGCACAUAUUCACUGUGGCAUUGUUUGCAUAAGAAUCAUCUGAUUUAUUUCCAAAAAAGUGUUGUAUUAAUUUUACACCAAGAUCUUGUGUUGAUGAUGGGAGAGCCUGACCGCUGCUCAAAGCCUUCUCCAGCACAUACCAAAGAUUAUCAGUGAUUAUCAGUUCUGGUCUGGACUCUGUGGCGGCCAAACCAUGAGUGAAAAUGAUGUCUCGUGUUCCCUGAACCACUCAUUCACAAUUUGAGCCCCAUGAAUCCUGGUCAUGUCAUCUUGGAAUAUGUCCGUGUCAUCAGGGAAGAAAAAUAUCCAUUGAUGGAAUAACCUGGUCAUUCGGUAUAUUCAGGUAGUCAGCUGACUUUGGGCAUAAUGUUGCUGAACCUAGACCUGAGAAACUGCAGUUAGUUGUAGUUAGUAGUAGUUACAUUAUAUCUGAAAAAAGUCAUGCUGUUAACAAUAAAUUGUGUUUUGAAUUUUG
Mugil cephalus (flathead mullet) is the source of this 1643-nucleotide messenger RNA. RefSeq names its product interleukin 17a/f3 (gene il17a/f3). The transcript is spliced from 4 exons. Gene Ontology annotation, molecular function: cytokine activity. Gene Ontology annotation, biological process: inflammatory response. Lineage: Eukaryota; Metazoa; Chordata; Actinopteri; Mugiliformes; Mugilidae. The coding region runs from base 131 to 625 and encodes 164 amino acids. Gene Ontology annotation, cellular component: extracellular region. The record is from RefSeq and is a predicted model, not a curated record.